Molecule: messenger RNA, 2927 nt
Organism: Sycon ciliatum
Lineage: Eukaryota; Metazoa; Porifera; Calcarea; Leucosolenida; Sycettidae
Exons: 1
Coding region: 1-1695 (564 amino acids)
Source: RefSeq, a predicted model, not a curated record
AUGAGUCAGGAUCGAAGGAUAAGCUCGAGGGCGACGAAAGGGAGAAAACCGAGCAGGUACAGGUCGUUAGAAGAUGCCAGUGUUCAGGUCAGUCCAGAGCAGAGCGUAGCCAUACGAGAGAGGAAACGCGCUGAGGCUGAGCUGAAAGCAGCUAGAGCGAUCGCAGAGUUACAGUUGGAAGUGACUAGGAAACAACUUCAGCUGGAGCAGGCCCAGGCAGAUGAGGAGCUUGCUCUCCGAGCCCCAGGACGCUCACCGGUACCGGUACCCAGUGGCGCUGUUGGCAGUGUUGUAUCAGAAAGCGAGGUACUUAGUAGAACGAGAAGAAGUGCUCCAAGUCCACAACGACGACGUGAUUGUAUGUCAGACAGUGGUUUGCCUGGACAGUGGGAGCUGAGUAGAGCUCGCGGUAGUUUGUUGCAGAAACAGCUCACUAUCCCAGAGAGGGGGUUGAGUAGCAGCAGCAGUGCAGAGCCAGCUUCUACUACUAGUUCUAGUUCUUCCAGUGCAGUGGUUCUGAAAGUGACACAGCUACAGGCAAUCUUGGUGACAGGUACUAGGUCUGACCACCAAAGCUUGUCGUUUCAUGGAGGUCCUUCCCCUGGUGCACUGUAUGCUGCACAGUCAAGUACACCUGCACGCUUGAGCGCACUAGUGAGUGCACCAGUGUCUGUGGGUCAGAGUUUACCAGCACCAGUGAGUGCACAGGCAGCAGCACCAGUGAGUACGAGUGCACAGGCAGCAGCACCAGUGAGUGCACCAGCACCAGUGAGUGCACAGGCAGCAGCACCAGUGAGUGCCCCAGCACAAGUGAGUGCCCCAGCACCAGUGAGUGCCCCAGCACCAGUGAGUGCCCCAGCACCAGUGAGUGCCCCAGCACCAGUGAGUGCCCCAGCACCAGUGAGUGCCCCAGCACCAGUGAGUGCCCCAGCACCAGUGAGUGCACAGGCAGCAGCACCAGUGAGUGCACAGGCAGCAGCACCAGUGAGUGCACAGGCAGCAGCACCAGUGAGUGCACAGGCAGCAGCACCAGUGAGUGCACAGGCAGCAGCACCAGUGAGUGCACCAGCACCAGUAAGUGCACCAGCACCAGUGAGUGCACCAGCACCAGUGAGUGCACCAGCACCAGUGAGUGCACCAGCACCAGUGAGUGCACCAGCACCAGUGAGUGCACCAGCACCAGCACCAGUGAGUGCACCAGCACCAGAGAGUGCACAGGCACCAGCAUUACCCAGGGGUACUACUACUAGUAGGAGCAGACUCACGGCUAAGACAACCAGGACUGCAUUGGCAGGGAUGCCUGCACCAGCACCAGUGAAUGUACCUGCUAUGUCCAUAUUGUCUGGGCAACCUCCUGCAGUGGCUAGUACGUCAGUGCCUGUAGAGCGAAGGUUCACUAAGCUGAAAAGCAAACAGCCAAUGGAGUCCCAGCCUCGAGUGACGCAGGCACCCACACUGGAUCCAGCAGCUCCUGCGUUUCGUCCCUACCAGGCGCCGCCCAGCCACACCUACCAGAGCCAGUAUGGUCACGCAUUUCCAGCUGCCAGCUUCUUCCACGUCAAGCCACUGGGGCUGCCGAAGUUUUCUGGAAUACCUGGAGACUACGACCGAUGGAGGCAGCACUUCAGGCAUGUAGUGGAAGAAGACGCACUCACUUCAAAGACCUACAAGCUGGUUCAGCUGAGUGAACGCUGAUGAGCACCCGAGCAGAGAUCCCCGCAAGCGUUGGCUAUACGUGCAACGGCUGGUAGCUGACGUGUGGAAGAGAUGGCUGGAAGAGUUCGUCCCGCUACUGAAUGUUCGACGCAAGUGGCAACAGAAGGGCAAGAAUGUUGCAGUGGGCGACAUUGUGCUGAGCCUGACGUCGGCAACUCCUCGGGGCACCUGGCCUAUGGGCAGAGUAUCAGCAGUGUUUCCUGGUCCUGACAAGUUAGUCCGUGUGGUCCACGUCACCGUAGGCGGCAAAGUCUACCGCCAAUCUAUUCACCACCUUGUCCCCUUGCUGGAUGCAGAUCAGUAAGACCGUGAUGUUAUAGCCAGAGAAACUGUGGUGUAAUUCAUGAUAACACGUUAGCAAUGUUCUUUGCUUUUGCUCAGUAUCUUAGCAUAGUAGUUGUACUCACUCGUUGGCGCAUUUUACCCGCCACUCCUGAGUGAAGGGGGAUAUGUGCUGGAAUACUCCAUCUCUGCAGUAGUGCAUUUGUACUUGCAUGAAUCUGUAGCCUUACACAGUGUGUAGUAUGUCACGCAUGACCGCAUGACUAAAUCCAGUGUGCAUUGAUACCCUUUGCCGCUGGCUCCAGUACGGUGGGUCAGUUUUCGCACUCCUUUGUUAUUCCCGCACCUGUCACUGCACUGCCCUUCCUCCAUGACCCGGAGCUGUUGCGAGCGCUCAUGUUUCCUUUGCGUCUCCUUCGGAGCGCUUUCCUGCUCUCCGUGUCUCUUUGCAUCGCUGCACUUUGGCUGGCGCUGUUUGCAAGCAGUUCUUUUAUAUUCACAGGUUCCGUGCUUUAUUCGGGAGUUGUAGAGUUAGACCUACGAGAGGUAGAGUGGGUUUAGAGUUUGCCCGCGCUGCUUGUAAUUGUUGUUUCGCAGCUCAGAGUUUGGCUUGCAUUUUCAGAGUUUCGUGGUUCACAGAUGUCCCUCGUUCUUCACAGUAUAUCAGUUUGUUCUCAACAGUGAGAUUCAGUACCAGAGUGUAACAGCAACUUUCCGCCCCAUAUGACGAUGGUCGGCAAUGUUUUGGAUCAGCUUGGUGAGCUGUAGAGCGGUCGAGUCACCACGACGAAACCCAGAUUGCGCGGGAUCCAGAGCAGGAGAAAUAUGAUUAUACAAUUGAUUGAAGAAGAGCCGUUCGCAAAGUUUGGAAAUACAGGACAGGAGGGAAAUUGGGCGAUAGUUACUAGCUUGAGAUUUGCUGCCUUUGC